AUGUCACGCCAGCCUGGCACCUCUUUCUCCCGCGGCGAAGUCUCGCCUAUCACGUCCGAUAUCCAGAGUACGUCAAGUCAGAUAUCACCUGUAUCCGAUUUGGGUGCCCCACGCGGUUUCCGCAAUCAUCCGUCUACUCGUCAAAACAUGGCUUAUAAUAGAGCACAACAACCCAGCAAUAUCGAUACUGACAUUCCGCCUGAACCGCCUCAGCAUCGUAGUAUCGGCUCACCAUCGCGAGAUAUGGCCGACAACAGACCACCGAUCGAUCGCUCGACUUCGUUGCGUACCAAUGUUACCGCUACGCCAGGCGCGGAUAAUCUAAGUGCGGCGGCUGUCGGGGGUGGAAUCAGUGGUAUUGCAUACGACGUUGCAAGUCGGAAUCAACGGGAAAGCGGCCUGGAAGCUGUACGGUCAAUAGGGCAACCAGGGAAUGGUUACUACGAAGGUCCGUCGGACGGACAUUAUACAGAUGGUCCAUACGGGGUUACCAACAAUCCCAACCGACAUAGCCAGGUAGAUCCGUCCGGGACACAGUUCGCUGCCAAUAUGCCGUUAGGAGGAAGUGCUCUUGCAGCCAGCACUCCUCCGCAACAAAGAACGCCUAGUUUAUCGCCUUCGAAUCCAUCACAAAUAAGCGUUGGGGAGCUUUAUCCGCGGUAUCCGAGCGGCGGCCUCUACGAUGGACCGUACCAUUCGUUCAACAGCCAUGAUCCCACCGCGAUCAAUCCUAAUGACAUUGCCGACGACGGCGAUGAUGACCUGAUGAACACACCCCCGCAGCAGCAGCGGCGGUCGUGGUUUGGUAAAAAAUCCACCCCAGCAUUGGCAGCUGGUGCCGCGGGGGGUGCAGCUGCCGGUGGCGUUCUAGGCGCUGUUAACAGUCUUCGCGGAGGCCCAACGACAUAUGAAUCCGUUCCUACCGGUGCCGGCGGUGCUGGCCAAUCUCCAUAUGAAAAGGAUGCGUUUCUUACUCGCCAAGCUGACAUAGCUGCAGCUAAAAAGCGUAAGAGGUGGCUACUUACACUAUUGGUCGGGUUUGCUAUUGUGGCGGUUAUUGUUGGAGCAAUCGUCGGCGGUAUACUCGGUAGUCAGGCUCAUAGCAAUUCUUCAAAUGAUUCCGGGAAGAGUAGCAGCGGCGGCGGCGGCAGCGGCAGCAGUAGUGACCCCGGUACGAACAUCAAUACAGCUGCUGGAGAUUUGGCUACAAACGGAGAUCUGGAUAAGAAUUCUCCUGAGAUUGUCAAGCUCAUGAACAACCCGGAUUUGCAUCGGGUCUUCCAUGGCAUGGACUACACAUCAUGGGGCGUUCAGUAUCCGUUGUGUUUGAAAUAUCCCCCCAGUCCGAACAACGUGACUCGUGAUAUGGCUAUACUGUCGCAAUUGACCAACACCGUGCGUGUCUAUGGUACAGAUUGCAAUCAGACGCAAAUGGUGCUGCAUUCUAUUAAUCAAUUGGGACUUACGGAUAUGAAACUAUGGCUCGGGGUAUGGGUUAACUCCAAUGAGACCACGACCAAUCGACAGAUCGAGACACUUUACGACGUUAUAGACAACAUGAACGAUACGAAAAUCAUCGAGGGUGUCAUUGUCGGAAACGAAGUUCUGUUUUCUGGAGGUUUCUCGGAUCAGUCAACUGCUCAGAAAACCCUCAUUUCAUAUAUAGAAAACGUACGUUCGAACUUGACAGCAAAGGGAUUGAAAGUGCCAGUGGCCACGUCAGACCUGGGUGAUAAUUGGACCCAGAAUCUGGUGGAUGCUUCUGAUUUGGUUAUGGCCAAUGUUCAUCCAUUCUUCGGUGGUGUUCAGGUCGACAAAGCAGCGGCUUGGACAGUCGACUUUUUCAACAAUCAUGAUGUUGCGUUAACGACCGGUACGAGCAAGGAAGCAUACAUCUCCGAGGUUGGCUGGCCGAGUGCAGGUGGCAACGACUGUGGGUCAAACAAAUGUACGGACAGUACAUCCGGGUCUGUUGCUGGUAUUGACGAGAUGAAUCAAUUUUUGUCCGAUUGGGUUUGUCCGGCAUUAAACAAUGGGACGAAGUAUUUUUGGUUUGAAGCAUUUGAUGAGCCCUGGAAAGUCAUCUACGAUACUCCCGGCCAAGAAUGGGAGGAUAAAUGGGGUCUCAUGGAUUCCGCACGCAACCUUAAACCAGGCUUGAAAAUUCCCGACUGCGGUGGAAAGACUGUAUAGUCCUGGUUAUUGUUUUCUUUUUUUUUUUUUUCUUAACAGGCGUUAUUAAUUCAAAAGGUUUACUUGGGAUGGGAGUUUGUUGCUUACGAUUAUACAUAUUAUCACGUUUAGCGUUUGGGUUCUUGUACGAAUACGGCUUCUCUCUUUUCUGAUGCUUUGGUUGAUGCGUACGUACCUAGGUACUAGGUAUUGUUUGUGAUGGAUGCAUAUGCUAUGAGACUUGGGAACGAACUCUUAUUGCGAUAGGAUAGUCUUGGUUAUGGAUAUUUUGAUCGCCGUGGAUGUCUGAUUACGGAAAAUCCACGAUGUU
This is a messenger RNA of Talaromyces stipitatus ATCC 10500, 2503 nucleotides long. Its product is annotated as cell wall glucanase, putative. Gene Ontology annotation, biological process: cell wall organization. The record is from RefSeq and is a predicted model, not a curated record. The coding region runs from base 1 to 2193 and encodes 730 amino acids. The transcript is spliced from 2 exons. Gene Ontology annotation, cellular component: extracellular region; cell surface; fungal-type cell wall. Gene Ontology annotation, molecular function: glucan endo-1,3-beta-D-glucosidase activity; 1,3-beta-glucanosyltransferase activity. Lineage: Eukaryota; Fungi; Ascomycota; Eurotiomycetes; Eurotiales; Trichocomaceae.